AUGAUGGUUCCGACUCAAUUAUUUGGAAGUAUACUAGUCUCAUGGGUGUUGUUUCAUUUAUCACGCGCUUUGUAUAAUAUCUUCUUCCACCCCCUUCGACACUACCCCGGUCCCAAACUACUUGCCGCGUCCCAACUUCUGAAUGUCUAUCACAUAGUCAAAGGAGAUGGCUCCAAGUACACAGCUGAACUUCAUGAAGCCUACGGAGAUGUUGUCCGUGUCGGUCCAAACGAAUUGUCAUUCAUUUCCCCAUCUGCGAAUAAAACAAUAUACGGCGGAAGACCUCAAGAGGGAGAGGUUUUUGAGAAAAACCCAAUUGCAAACUUGCAAGGCACGCGCGAGAUUCAGAAUAUCUUUUUCGCUCCAUCUAAGCCCCAUGCACGAUACAAGAAACUGAUGGCACCUGCAUUUUCGGAAAUGGCCAUUAGGGAGCAAGAGACCAUGCUUCAACACUAUACAACCCGUUUAAUUCAAGCCCUUCGGGGAGAACGUGCCAAUGCGGCGGGGGAAGCAUCGAAAGAAAAUGAAAUUAGCGGGUACAAGGGGAGGCAGAUGUACCCCGAUCAGCAACAGAUUGUAGAUCUUUCCGCUUGGUACAAUUUUAUCAUCUUCGAUGUCUUGAGCAGCUUGGCUUUCGGGCAGUCUGUCGGCUGUCUUGAUCAAGGCUGCUGGCAUCCUUGGGUCUCAUCCAUUUUCAACGCUAUUAUUAACGCCACGUUCCUCGAGGCUGCUCAUCGUUUAUGGCCUUAUCAUCUCGUCUUCGACUGGCUAAUCACUCCUCGUGAGCUGAAAGAUGACUACGCAUCCCACCUCCACUAUACUCAGGGGGCACUGAAGAAUCGAAACCAGGAAGACAGUGCUCGCAAGGCAAAUUUCUCUUCGUUCAUUCAGAAAGGCAUGACAGAGGAAGAACUGUUCGAUAAUGCGAAUAUUGUGGUGACAGCUGGUGGAGAGACCACGGCAGCAACUUUGUCAGCUACAACCUACUAUCUCAUGCAUAACCGCCCCAGCUAUGAAAAGCUUGUCAAGGAAAUUCGAGAAAGAUUCCAAUGUGAGGGCGAUAUCAAGCUGUCCGCUCUAGGGGAUCUCAAAUACCUACGGGCGGUGAUAAAGGAAUCCCUUCGAAUUCACCCGGCGAUUGCAAUUGGUCUGCACAGACUGACUCCAGCAAAGGGGAAAUUUAUUGAUGAACACUGGGUUCCUGGUGGUACGUGGGUAGCAGUGGCAAACUUGGCUGCAUGCCGCAACACUCGGUACUGGAAGAAUCCGGACAAAUUUGUCCCGGAGAGGUGGCUUGGUGACCCUGAAUACGCGUCUGAUAACCUGGAUGCUGCAUCACCCUUUUCUAUAGGGACAAGAGCAUGUAUAGGUAUCAACCUUGCGAACGCAAACAUGCGUCUCAUUCUCGCCCGUCUGCUGUGGAAUUUUGACCUGGAAGGCCAGUCAGACAACGUCGACCCACAACUUUUUAAAGAGCAUGGGAUCUGGAAAGGUACCCCGUUGAAAACGAAGCUGGUUGACAUACGACCUAAGAGUUCAUUAUGA
Molecule: messenger RNA, 1545 nt
Organism: Penicillium subrubescens
Lineage: Eukaryota; Fungi; Ascomycota; Eurotiomycetes; Eurotiales; Aspergillaceae
Product: cytochrome P450
Exons: 4
Coding region: 1-1545 (514 amino acids)
Molecular function (GO): oxidoreductase activity, acting on paired donors, with incorporation or reduction of molecular oxygen; heme binding; monooxygenase activity
Source: RefSeq, a predicted model, not a curated record